Torulaspora delbrueckii is the source of this 495-nucleotide messenger RNA. RefSeq names its product mitochondrial 54S ribosomal protein uL13m (gene MRPL23). Gene Ontology annotation, cellular component: mitochondrial large ribosomal subunit; ribosome. The transcript has a single exon. The record is from RefSeq and is a predicted model, not a curated record. Gene Ontology annotation, molecular function: structural constituent of ribosome; mRNA binding. NCBI's taxonomy places the organism in Eukaryota, Fungi, Ascomycota, Saccharomycetes, Saccharomycetales, Saccharomycetaceae. Gene Ontology annotation, biological process: translation; negative regulation of translation. Bases 1 to 495 code for a protein of 164 amino acids.
AUGUCUCAAAAAGUUGGUCAUUCGUCUCUAGCAUUUGCUCGCCUAUGGCAUCAUGUUGAUUUGGCAAGGGACAAGAGAACGUUGGGUAGAUUAGCCUCGGCUAUUGCGAUAACGUUGAUUGGGAAGCAUAAGCCAGUUUACCAUCAAAGUCAAGAUUGUGGGGAUUAUGUUGUAGUGAGUAAUUGUCAAAGAUUGCGUGUUACUGGUAAAAAGCUCGAACAGAAAACCUACUGGUCGCAUUCGUCAAAGCCAGGUCACUUAAAGUUGAGAACAAUGGAAAAGGUUGUGGCCGACAAAGGGUUUGGUGAGAUUUUAAAGAAGGCUGUCAGUGGUAUGUUGCCCAAAAACAAACUGCGUAAACCCAGAUUGGAGAGGCUCAAGGUAUUCGACGGUGCCGAUCAUCCUUACAAGCAGAACAUAACUGCGUUCGUGUACGAUCAACCGUACGUGCAGUCUAAACUUAAACAACUCAAAGCCAGUGAAGAGGUCAAAUGA